Gymnodraco acuticeps is the source of this 1754-nucleotide messenger RNA. Its product is annotated as C-type lectin domain family 10 member A-like. Bases 260 to 955 code for a protein of 231 amino acids. The transcript has 7 exons. Lineage: Eukaryota; Metazoa; Chordata; Actinopteri; Perciformes; Bathydraconidae. The record is from RefSeq and is a predicted model, not a curated record.
GUCGACUGAAGAGCGUCACAUCAGAGCAGACCCUCUCUGACAGCCUCAGGUCUGCAGCAGGACUUCAGACUCUCCUCCAGGAUGAACAGAAGAACUCAGCAGGAAAUGGGUAAUUCAAUAUAUUCUAAUUUAGGAAAUUGAAGAAGAAGAAGAUGACUCUGUUAAUGCCUCAAGAGGCGCUGUGGAUUCAAAGAGAACCCGUCCAGGCCGGAGGUUUGUUCUUCUGAUAGCAGUGUGUUGGAUCGUACUGUUAGCCACCAUGGGUCUCCGUAUCUACUUGACCUCUGAACUUUCAGGAAACAAUGCCGAGCUGUACUCACGAAUCCAGGAGCUGGAGACACGGGAGAACAACUUGACACAGAAAAUACAAAACCUGACAGCAGGAGUCCAGGAGCUGACAACAAAAAACCAGGAGCUGGAGAAAAAGACGAAGAACUUGACACAGAAAAUACAAGACAUGACAACAAACUGGAAUGAGCUCAACGUCAGUCGAGCUCAGUGGAGCAUCGAUUCCUACUGCUUAGGAAACACCGAUGAUAAGUGUCAAGCUUGUCAGAAGGGCUGGUCACUCACUGAGCCCAGCUGCUAUGUGUAUAAUGACGCUGAGACUGAUAAUCAAAAAACCUGGGAAGAAGCUCAAGGAGACUGCAGAGGAAGGAAUUCAGAUCUGGCUGUUGCACAUGAUUCAGAGGAAAAGGAAGCAAUCAAGAAAAACAGUUUAGGAUCUAAUGAAUUCUGGAUUGGUCUGAGAGUUGAAGAUGGGAAAUGGAAGUGGGUGGAUGGAAGUGAUCUGUCUGAUAGCUCCUGGAUAGAUCCUCCUGCUGACGGUCACUGUGCAUUGUUUUACACGGGCAGAGACAUAUGGUACUCAGUGUUUUACACAAACAAAUGGUCAUCAGUGAGCUGUGGUGCAACACAUCAAUGGAUCUGCCAGCAGAAGGCUCUCUCUGUUUAAACAAGCAGUCAGACUAAGAAGGUUACUGGAAACUCUUUGAGAAACAGAUGAAUUACUUGUGAAUAAAAACAAAAUUCUAAACAAAAAAAUAAACAAAAACAAAAACAGGUUAAAAACCAGUAAUUCCAGAAACGUUUCUCAAACUGGAUACAAACAAUAAAACACAAAAGUUAACUCAUAAUGUGAAUUAUUUUAAAAUCGAUGUGCUUUCAGUUUGACUUCAUUUAUAUGGAGCUUGCUAAAUUAAUGCAAAUAUGUAUUUCUUUAACAUGUGAUGGUGUUUUUAUUAGAUAUGGAUGGUUAAAAUAGUUAAACUGUUUAGUGUGAAUAAUGUUAUUCUAUUGUGUUAGAGAUGCAACGCUUCAACUCUGCAGAUUAUUGCAAAGACUAUGGACCAUGUUAUUGUAUUGCUUCUACCGGCCAGCAGAGGGCGCUGCAUCACUUGAUCUCAAUACAAAGUUCCAGAGUCUGUUGAAUAACUAUUUUUCAAGAUUCAAAAGUUUAUCGUCAUGACAUUUAGAAACUACGGUGUGAUUAUGUAAUGUAUAAAACAUGUGAUCUCAGGUUCCUUAACAGUGCAAUUAACAAGACAUAAGAAAUACAUAUAAAAAACAACUAUACAAAUAGAAAUAGUGCAAGCUCAGGUGUUUAAUAGUCUGAUGGCCAGUGGGAUGAAACUGUCCCUGAUGCUAUUCUGAUGACGCACAGUUUAUGGAUGAUUUGUAUCUAUCUGUAUUUGUGUCUUUGAGCAAUGUCUUGUUUCACUCUGUUGUCUCCAGUGAAUAAAUGUGCUGCCACA